AUGGUGAUGCGCAACGACAGCUCCAUGCUCACGCUCGACGAGUUCCUGCGCGAGACGAGCACCCGCGACAGCACGGAACGCCAGCUCCAGGGCCUCCUGGCCCUGCGCAGGCGCAUUGGCUCCGAGACUAGGCCAGGACGGUGGGGCAGCCUGUAUGACCAUACCCCGGCGGGGCGGAGGAGGAUUCUUGGUACUGUGCCCCCGGCCGCCCCGAGGGAGGGUCGGCCAGAGGCAGAGCAGGACGAGAUUGAUGAGGAGGAGGGUGAGGUCGACGAGGACAGGAUCCCGGAGAUCUAUUGGAAUUUUCGAGCCCGGGUCUCGCCAGGAUCGUUGCCUCUACCGCCGCAGCCGCUUUCUCCCCUUCCUGCUACAAGCUCGGGGGCUUUGUUGCUGCCCAGGGAGGACCCGAUGGCGGAUGUGCUCACGGGGCCGUCACAGCUGGUUCAGCCCCCGAUGAGGGCUUCUGGGGAAUAUAGGCCGUAUGUAGCGGCUGUACCAUCAAUUACAUGGCCACCGCUGCUACCGCCUUCUUCGUCGUCGCUGCCGCCCCUGAGUCGCCAGGACAGCUUUGACACACUUGUGUCUCAGAUACGGCGCAUCGGUGCGCUGCAGGACUUUAUGCUAAACUCCACCACCACCCCACCAGACCCCCCAACUCCCACGGCUACGGCCGCGACAGUUGCGAGCCUGCGCAUCCGCGAGGCGAGGCUAAGGGCGAUGCAGACGAGGAUCGACCUGCUGGCGAAUGAGUUUGCGGUGCUGAGCAGCACAAGGAGGGAAAUGAGGAGGGCCAUGGCGAAUGAUGCGCCGGUGCCGGCACCGCCGCCGCCGCCGCCAGUGAGGAUGAGUGAGAGCUUGAGGGAGGAGCUGAUGAGGAGUGCGGUCAUGAGGAUGCAAAUUGAGGCGUUGCCGUUAUGA
This is a messenger RNA of Morchella sextelata, 918 nucleotides long. RefSeq lists its product as uncharacterized. The transcript has a single exon. The record is from RefSeq and is a predicted model, not a curated record. NCBI's taxonomy places the organism in Eukaryota, Fungi, Ascomycota, Pezizomycetes, Pezizales, Morchellaceae. Bases 1 to 918 code for a protein of 305 amino acids.